Messenger RNA from Alternaria metachromatica, 453 nucleotides. RefSeq lists its product as uncharacterized. Gene Ontology annotation, biological process: fatty acid biosynthetic process. The record is from RefSeq and is a predicted model, not a curated record. The coding region runs from base 1 to 453 and encodes 150 amino acids. NCBI's taxonomy places the organism in Eukaryota, Fungi, Ascomycota, Dothideomycetes, Pleosporales, Pleosporaceae. Gene Ontology annotation, molecular function: acyl carrier activity; acyl binding. The transcript is spliced from 5 exons. Gene Ontology annotation, cellular component: mitochondrion.
AUGUUCCGAACAGCACUCCUCAGGUCCGCCCGGUCCGCCGUCCGCGCUGCCCCCCGAUGCCAGGCCGCAAUGGCUCGCCCCGUUGCGCGAAGCUCCUUCGUCCAGCCAAAGCAAAUGAACCCCUCCGUAUACUUCCAGGCCGUACGAUGCUACGCCGCGAGCGCUGGUCUGUCAAAAGAUGAGGUCACCGGCAGGAUAAUGGACCUUUUGAAGAACUUCGACAAGGUCACCGAUGCCUCCAAGCUGAACGCCGAAUCGCACUUCCACAACGACCUCGGUCUCGACAGUCUGGAUACCGUAGAGGUGGUCAUGGCAAUUGAGGAGGAAUUCAGCAUUGAGAUUCCCGACAAGGAGGCCGAUGCCAUCCACAGCGUCAAGCAAGCAGUGGACUACAUCAUGGCCCAGCCCGAUGGUGAGUCGCAACUUGAAAAUCCCGAAGUUGCCCGAAACUAA